CCUUGUCCCUUCUCUGUUGCGCUCUUUUCUCACUUCUUCUUUUCCUCCUCACCGUCCAGCGCUUCGCAGGGGCUGUUCGUAUGUGCUGCUUGACAUCACGGGCACGUCAAGAUGGAGACCUUCAGCUCCCGCAACCUGGCCUUGCAAGCCGAGAAGAAAAUCCUCAGCCGAAUGGCCAGUAAAUCCAUGGCCAACAUGUUCAUCGAUGACACGAGCAGCGAGAUCCUGGACGAGAUGUACCGGGUCUCCAAGGAAUAUACCCAAAACCGGGCUGAAUCUCAGAAGGUCAUCAAGAACCUCAUCAAAAUGGCCGUCAAGAUCUCCGUCCUCUACCGCAACAACUGCUUCAGCGACGCCGAGAUGAGCUUGGCGGAGGAGUUCAAGCACAAACUCCACCAAGGGGCUAUGACGGCCAUCAGUUUCCAUGAGGUGGACUUCACCUUUGAGAAGGCCGUCUUGGCCCAGAUUCUCCAAGAAUGUCGGGACUUGCUGCUGAAGCUGGUGGAGAAGCACCUGACGGCCAAAUCCCUCGGGCGCAUCCGUCACGUCUUUGACCAUUUUGCCGAUACAGAACUCCUGACCCGGCUGUACAGUCCAGGGGAACCCUAUCAGCCCCGCUUGAAAAAGAUCUGCGAGGGGUUGAACAGGCUUAUCGACGAAGGGAAAUUGUGAGAGGGGAGACAGGAGAGAACGACUCCGGAGACCCCAUCACACAAAACUUGCCGCUGGAGAAAUUAGGCAGAGAGAGCCGCCAACCCCAACAUCUGAUAAAAGGGGGAACGGAAGAGCCCCGGUACCCACCCAGAUGUUACCCUGUGGCCCGGACCUGUGGACAAUCUGGGCUCUUCUUGGAGGCUCAUCGCCUCUCUGCAUCCACCACCACACUAAUUACUCCAGCCAGAUUUCUAGAAAAGUUGUAGAUCUUGCAGAAUCUCCUGCCAGAGUCACUAGAAGCCACCCCCCACCCUUCCAUCUGAGCCUUUGGGAUCCCAGCUGGUCUUUGCAACCAGCAAAAGUCAGACAUUUAAAAACUGUUGCAAAAAGAGAAGUGGAUAUUUUCCUCACACGCUAAGAGGGGAGGGAGUAAGAUUGAAGACACUGUUUUAAUCACUGCUUGAGUAUCCUUUACUAGGCAACACCCCUGCAAAUCUUCUAGAUCGCAACUGAUGCGAAGAAAUGAGCUGUUGUAUUGUACGUGGUUUACCCCUUAAUUUUUACUUUCUUCUGUUGGGCGGGGGCAAGUGGGGAAGAAAUAUGCUGCGUCAUCAGUCACCUAGCCACUGGCUAGCAAGUUACGGCUGCUUUAGAAAUCCCCUCCCAGUCUCUUACAAACCAGAUUCAGGCACAGUUGAUGCUGGCUGGGCCCAGAGCUCAACAGUAUCGCCCUCGCUUUCUACUCAGAAGGUCGUGGGUUCUACUCCUGGCAUUUCCAGUUUAGGAUCACAGGAAGCAGGAGCUGAGCAAGGCCUUCGCUCAGGAUCCUGCGAUCAGGCCCAGCUAAAGGGGCCAAGGAAGCCGGAUGAAUCUGCUUCAUCAGAGAGCCAGGACCGCAUGCUGCCUUCUCCCAGAUGUCAUAGAAUCAUACGGUUGGAAGGUACCUCCAGGAUCAUCUAGUCCACCCCCUCGGUCCCAGGUCAGGUGCCACCUGCUUUCCCCCGUGGGUGCCGAAAGCUCCCAUGCAAGUUGCAUCUGCCUCUUCCCGUGGUCCUCUCCACCACCACCCCUUGGGGUCAGUGGCAGCCGCUUUCCUUUUCUCCCCAGUGGCCUGUUUUCUAGUCCCGCCCCCCCAAGACUGGCAGUGACCUUGCCAUAAUAAUAUGGCCACAAUGGAUGCAGCAGCAGACCCUACCCCACCUCCACAGGCUUCCCCCCAUCCUGCUCCCCCUCCCCCUCAGAGGCAACCUUAAAAUAAGUAUGAAUCUGGGGCUUGAUCCUGGAACCACAUAGAGUACAAUCCCAAGAACUGUGUGCAGGUGGCAUUCAGACCCAGGAGGGAAGGGGGCAUACGUUCAGCCCUUCCCUGGCCGAUAGAGAUGAAUCCCCCACCGGCUGCAUAACUCAGCUUAGAGGACGCCCACUUCAGGUGCAGAAGGGCCUGGAUCUUGCUGUAAGCCCCAACUCCACCCUGCUCUGGGAGAGUGGGUCGGUUUAGCCCCAACUCCUUGCAAGUUUAGCCCCCCAAACCAGCCAGCUGCAAGGAACCAAACCACAAUAGCCCGGGGUCCCCAAACAUUUGGAAUUCUGACAUGGUGUGGUGGGCGCAACAAAAUGGCUGCCAGAAAAGAGCUGCAUCUGGAGGCGGCCACAAAACGGCUCUACCGCUUCCCUUCAGUCACACAGUGAACGUUCUUGUGCUGUGGAAGUAGCUUCUCCCAAAGCGAUGGUUUUAAAAAUCUGCACAGCCCAUCACAUCUCUCAUGGCCAAUCAGAAGUGGUGCUUGGCAAAAGCCCCAGCUGGCCCCACCCGCUUUCUACAAAUGCUUGGUGUUGGCGGUCAGUGGUGCCCAAGGGCACCACGUUGGGGACCCCUGGCCUAGCCCAUGUAGACACAGCAGUGCUGGCAGAGGAGGGUGUGUGGCAGAAGGUCCGCUGUAGGGCACCUCCUUCCCCCAGAACCAGAAAAGCCAACAGUGAUGAGUUCAGAAGUGCACUGUGGGGGUAAGGAAAGGAGGCAGGGGCAGCAGAGGGAUGCUCAGCACAGAGCAGCAGCCCCUGGCUUGUGCCCAAGAGAAGGGGACACGGCCAUUUCCUUCCUUACCCCUUUUGGAAACUCUCUCAGGGAAUGCUGUUGGACGGAGCCUCCUCCUACAACUUGACUCAGGAAAUACAGAGAUUGAAAAUAAACUCUUUCCCGCUUCCUCCUUAAAUAGCACGGUGUUCCGGUUUCUGUAAACCAGGUUGGCAAGAAAUCAGCCAGCCAGGGAGCAGGUGCUGCUCACCUUCUGGGAGUGAACGCCAGAUUCAACUAAGGUUGCCAGCCUGCAGGUGAUGGCUGGAGAUCUCCCGGAAUUACAACUCUUCUCUGGGCCAUAGACGUCAGUUCGCCUGGAGAAAUCGACUGCUUUGUAUGGUGGUCUCUGUGGCAUUAUACCCUGCUGAGGUCCGCUCCCUCCCCAAACCCUGCCAUAUCCAGGCUCCACCCCCAAGACCUCCAGGAAUUUCCCGACCUGGAGCUGGCAACUCUAGAUUCAACCCACCAGACAAAGCUGAUCAGCAACUACUUUCUAAACGGGGGGGGGGGGGGGGUGCUGUAUUUUGAAUGGGGCAAGGGCCGGGAGCACUGACUCUACUCCAACCCCAAAUUAGAUUAACUCUUUCUGGGCCAGCAACAGAAAUCUCUAAUUUUCCCUGGUUCACAAAAAACUGUUGGAAUCUCAGAAAGGAGCGAGAGCAGCUGCUAUGCUGGAAAAGACAGGAAAAGCCCCCAAGGUAGAAUUGAGCUGCUGAGCAACUGGGGCUGUUAAUUUUGGGGAGGGCAAAAAGUUCUGAGACUGGCACCUGGGGUACAGAAGCCCUGAGUCGCAUGCCACCAUGACCUUGUAUCUUGCAGAAGACGUGGAAGCACUCCGUCUGCUGUGAGGAGCGGGCUGCAGUCAUCUGGGUUGGUCACACAGCUGAGAUAUUUCCAGGGACUACACUGGACUGGAUUAGACCUGUUUUAUUUGAAAGCCUAGCACUAGACCUAGGGCUUUCCCGCACACUCGACUUAUUCCCGGUUUUCUUAGCCGUCGAUCCCCAAGCAUUGGAAUCGGUUUGGGUUCGCUUCUUCCGCAUGUCUGCCCUUCUUUUGCAUUUUUACAGUUGUGGAGUCGGUUUAUUUUGUUCUGUGUGUGCCUUAAAUAACAAGGGGUUUCAAGUCAGGGUACUUUUAGGUGGGCAGCCGUGCUGGUCUGCAGUAGAACAGCAGGGUUUGAGUCCAGCGGCACCUGAGAGAGCAGCCAGAUUUUCAGAGUCUGAGCUUUGGAGAGUCAAAGCUCCCUUCUUCGGACGCCUUGCUGGUCUCUAAGGUGCCACUGGGUUCAAACCCAGCUUUUUAAGUGAUUCUGCUACCAUUUUCGGUGACAUCAUCAGUGACGUCAUAGUGCCCCCCCACCCUUUUAUUUUUUGCAUAUGCUUAUAAUGUUAUAUUGAUAUAAAGACUGUUUUUUUAAAAAAAUCAAAAAUGAUCGCAUAGGGAAGCCUAAAAGAGGAGCAGCUCCAUCAGCUAAACUGAAGUCCCUCCUUCACUGUCCAAACCAGAGUCCAACCCAGGUUGACCCAGAGCUAGAAGGCGGAGGCACGCACCAGCAAGGCAAAAUGACCUCUGUUGGGACGGAGCCUGGAGCACCAGCAGCUAUGGGCUUUGCAAACCACGCCACUUUUCUGGUGCCA
Molecule: messenger RNA, 4371 nt
Organism: Eublepharis macularius
Lineage: Eukaryota; Metazoa; Chordata; Lepidosauria; Squamata; Eublepharidae
Gene: TNFAIP8L2
Product: TNF alpha induced protein 8 like 2
Exons: 2
Coding region: 112-672 (186 amino acids)
Biological process (GO): regulation of apoptotic process; negative regulation of T cell activation; negative regulation of inflammatory response
Cellular component (GO): cytoplasm
Source: RefSeq, a predicted model, not a curated record